This is a messenger RNA of Metarhizium acridum CQMa 102, 1665 nucleotides long. Lineage: Eukaryota; Fungi; Ascomycota; Sordariomycetes; Hypocreales; Clavicipitaceae. The record is from RefSeq and is a predicted model, not a curated record.
AUGGCUGGCCCUGGCGGUGGUCCUCCUCGUCGCAGCCGCAACUGCACCAAACACAAGAUCCGCUGUCCGUACAACGACGUACAGGUGCCCGAUGCAGACCGCUCUACCACCCCCGAUAAGCCUGAUCUCAUGUGGACUCCCCAGGUAGAGGCAGCCAUCGCUGAGUGGCAGGCAACCGGUGUUUUCCCUUUCCCGUCCCUGCAUGUCUACCCGGCGCCCUUGCCGCACCUGUACUCGCUGGAGGAUUUGCGCCUGAUCUACCACGUUGCCAACUUGUACCAUCAGCUCUCUGCCAUUGACGCCAAUAACUUCACUCUCUGGACCCGUCACAUCCCAACUCUCCUGAAAAUUGGUGUCACCACACCGUAUGUGAUGCACGCUCUGCUCGCCUUUUCGGCCAUGCACAUCGCCUUCCUCACCGACUGCCCUCUUGUCGGCAGCAUGGCUUUCGAGCACCGUGGCAUCGCUCUCAGCGGCCUUCACGAGGCUAUUGGCACCUUCUCCCGAGAGACGUCGGAUGCCAUCUUGGCAGCUUCUCUUGUCUUGUCCUGGCAAGCUACGGAUUGGCGCAGUUGGACCCAGCUCAUGCAGGGAACCUCGACGGUGAUUGAUGCGAUGGACGCGUGGAAGCACGAGUCCCAGUUCGGUGACUUCAUUGCUGAAAGCAGCACAUUUCCCACUGCCCCUCCGUCUCCCGGACCCGACCACAGGCCGACGCAGCCCCGGGAUGAGGAUAUCCAAGCCUUCCAGCGCACUCUCGAGCAAGUCCAAAAGGUUGAGUUGCAUCUCAAGCACCACAAGGAAGAGACCACCCAGGUUCAGCAUCUUAUUGGAUUCCUCAAGGGUUCUCGCAAAAUCAGCCCGACGCUCUCCAUUGCCCAGCAGUAUGAGCGCCUGCAACCCCUGAGAACCUGGCUGUUCUGGAUGCCCGUUGGAUACCUUCAGAACUACCAGGGGUCGGCCAACUCGCUCGUCGUCAUUGCGCACCUGUACACCGUUGCACUUCUCAUGGAGCGUCUCUUCCCCGAGAUUGGCGCUGCGUACUUUGGCAGCUUGUGCAUUUCUCCCAUUGAGGAAAUCGCCCGUCGCCUGAUGUCCAUCAGUGUCGCUGGCGGUUCCGAGGGCGGUGCUCAGCGUGAGACUCCUCUCACAUUGAUGGAGUUCCCCAUCAACACUGUUGGUGAAUUCCGCUCCCGCAUGGGCUGGGUUCACCCUGAGAGGACCCCGUCAUUCCCUCAGUUCCACCCUCCCAACUUCCCGGUGCCCGAGGAGUACUCGGUGCCUCCCGGCGCCGCUCCCUCGCCUCACUACAUGUACAGCAAUGUCGCCUUCAGCUAUAGCGCCGAGGAGAUGCCCAUGCUCAAUAGCGCCGCCAUCCCAGGAAACCAGGGUCACUCCGCCAGCCCGCUCGUGCUCUCGUCUCCCUUCUCAAGUCAGCAGUAUCUCAACGUCCCGUCUCCAUCGUACGCCGCCGGAGCGUACAGCCCUGCCUCGUCCACGUUUGAGGGCUCGGCCACUUAUAGUGACACCGAGGAGUAUGGACCCUACGACAUGCGAGGAAGCGCCCCUGCCUAUCUCACUUCUGGUCAGCCGUCCAUGUAUAACGAAGCUCAUAGCAGCUACGGCCUAGGGUUCGUCACUCCCCACCAGCCUGUGUGGAUCUAG